Messenger RNA from Misgurnus anguillicaudatus (oriental weatherfish), 2087 nucleotides. NCBI's taxonomy places the organism in Eukaryota, Metazoa, Chordata, Actinopteri, Cypriniformes, Cobitidae. The record is from RefSeq and is a predicted model, not a curated record.
CCUUAACAGCACAAAUACUCCUAGCGCCUCCCCUCUUCGCCAUCAUCAGUAAUGCUGUCUAGCUUAAAACAAAUACUAAAUACAGAGCAUCCUAUAGUAACUUGUUGUAAUGGUACCUUCCAUGAAUAAGUAAGAAAAAGACUGAGGUCUUCUCUGUGCUGUAUGUGUCUGUAGUUUUUAAAGGGGUUGAGGUUGAGACAGUUGCUUUGUUGGUAGCACUGUUGCCUCACAGCAAAAUGUCCCUGUUACCCCUGAACCAGAAUGUCUUCCUGUGUAGAGUUUGCAAGUUCUUCCUGUGUCAGAAAGUUUCUAGUUUCCUCCCAUAGUCCACAUGCAGAAUUGAGGCAGCUGUUUUGCCCUUUCCACCAACUUAUGUGUAGAUUAACUGGUUCUCAUCAUGAAGCCAUAGAUGCUUGAAUGGCACAAAAAUGUACACAGCAAUACUUUUAAUCCUGUAAUGCAUUACAUCAUCAUUUCAGACUUACAUGUAGAAUGAACAUUUUCCACCAAAACAUGUUUACAUCAUAAAUAAUACCAUUUCUAUUUAGAAUACCAAAUGUGAACAAACAGUUGAACAUGAACACACCCUUUAGUGUAUAUGCUUCUUUUGCAAUGUAACAAACUAUAGCUGUUUAUAUGUAUAUUUGCUCUCUAUCGUUGCUAUUGCCCUCAAGCCUCCUAACCAUGAAUGAUUAUCAAAACACUUUCUGACCUCAAUCUGUGUGUAACUCCAUUCCUGAAAAUUGCUGCACCUCACUGUAAUCUCUUCUCUGCAGUUAAUCUGGGCAGGUGGGGGCAUAUAAAAUAGACCAACCUGGAUCGCGUCUUUUCAUGGACUUCUUUUGCUUUCUUGAACGGAGGUGUGAAAACUUAUAAAUGGUCUGUUAGCAGAUUUCUAUUUUAAUUUUGACUGACUGGUGAACCAAUCAUGAAUGGGACAGAAGGUCCAAACUUUUAUGUGCCAAUGUCCAACAAGACCGGUUUAGUCCGCAGUCCGUUUGAGGAGCCACAGUACUACCUAGCAGAGCCGUGGAAGUACUCUCUCUUGGCUGCAUACAUGCUCUUUCUUAGUAUCACUUCAUUUCCUGUUAACUUCCUGACACUUUAUGUCACUGUUCAGCACAAAAAACUCCGCACACCUCUUAACUACAUACUGCUCAAUCUCGCUGUGGCCGAUUUGUUUAUGGUGGUGGGAGGUUUUACUGUGACCCUCUACACUGCCUUGCAUGGAUAUUUUGUCCUGGGAGUGACAGGAUGUAACAUUGAGGGCUUCUUCGCCACCCUGGGUGGUGAGAUAGCGCUGUGGUCUCUAGUAGUUCUGGCUAUUGAGAGAUAUAUUGUGGUGUGUAAGCCAAUGACAACGUUCCGAUUUAUGGAGAAACAUGCCAUCAUGGGUGUAGGCUUCACCUGGGUCAUGGCUCUCACCUGUGCUGUGCCGCCUCUGUUGGGGUGGUCCAGGUAUAUCCCAGAAGGUAUGCAAUGUUCUUGUGGAAUAGAUUACUACACACCAAAACCUGAGUUCAACAACACUUCAUUUGUCAUCUAUAUGUUCAUCCUUCAUUUCUCCAUUCCACUUUUUAUCAUCUUCUUCUGCUACAGUCGUCUUAUCUGCACCGUUCGUGCGGCUGCGGCUCAACAGCAAGAAUCGGAGACGACCCAAAGGGCAGAGCGGGAAGUGACCCGCAUGGUGGUUGUCAUGGUGAUUGCAUUCUUAGUCUGUUGGGUACCAUAUGCCACUGUGGCCUGGUAUAUAUUCGCUAAUCAAGGUGCAGAAUUUGGCCCCGUCUUUAUGACAAUUCCAGCGUUCUUCGCUAAGAGUGCCGCACUCUACAACCCUGUCAUCUACAUUAUACUCAACAGACAGUUUAGGAACUGCAUGCUUACCACAGUCUGCUGUGGUAGGAACCCUUUCGGUGAAGAGGAGACCAGCGCAGCUGUCUCCAGUAAGACUCAAUCAUCAGUGGUCUCAUCCAGUCAAGUGGCUCCUGCCUGACCAACAGAAACCCCAACUUCGCAGUCCAACUGUGACAAACCACCCAGAGAUUUGUGCAUAAAAUGUCUCUCUAAAUACACCUGGCUACAAUUUA